Physeter macrocephalus (sperm whale) is the source of this 4704-nucleotide messenger RNA. RefSeq names its product spectrin beta, non-erythrocytic 1 (gene SPTBN1). The record is from RefSeq and is a predicted model, not a curated record. Gene Ontology annotation, biological process: protein localization to plasma membrane; actin cytoskeleton organization. Lineage: Eukaryota; Metazoa; Chordata; Mammalia; Artiodactyla; Physeteridae. The transcript is spliced from 21 exons. Gene Ontology annotation, cellular component: plasma membrane; cell projection; cell junction. Bases 331 to 4689 code for a protein of 1452 amino acids. Gene Ontology annotation, molecular function: actin filament binding.
UCCUCCAGUCCCUCCCUCGGCCGCCUCUCCGCCCGGAGCGAGCGCGCAGCCCCGCGCAGCAGCGCCCACCGGUCCCGUCCUGUGAGCCCCGGCCCCAGCCGCGGACAGCCCCGCGGAGUUGCCUCCCGGCCCACCCGCCCGGCCGCCGAGGAGCGGGAGGAGGACGGGACCCCGGCGCCCCCACCCCCCUAUCCGCGGGAGGAGCAAGCAACAAGACCUCACUCUACUAGUGACACAUCCUUAGCAGAGACUUGGCAUUGGCAGAGUUUCCUUGGAACAGUAUACCUCUGAGAAGGAGCUGAUGUGGAGGAGCAGCUGAGGCGGUCCAAGAUGACGACCACAGUAGCCACAGACUACGACAACAUUGAGAUCCAACAGCAGUACAGCGAUGUCAACAACCGCUGGGACGUGGACGACUGGGACAACGAGAACAGCUCCGCGCGGCUCUUUGAGCGGUCCCGCAUCAAGGCUCUGGCAGAUGAACGUGAAGCCGUGCAGAAGAAGACCUUCACCAAGUGGGUCAACUCCCACCUCGCCCGGGUGUCCUGCCGGAUCACAGACCUGUACACUGACCUUCGGGAUGGACGGAUGCUCAUCAAGCUGCUGGAGGUCCUCUCCGGAGAGAGACUGCCUAAACCCACCAAGGGACGAAUGCGCAUCCACUGUCUGGAGAACGUGGACAAGGCCCUUCAGUUCCUGAAGGAGCAGAGAGUCCAUCUUGAGAACAUGGGGUCCCACGACAUCGUGGAUGGGAACCACCGGCUGACCCUCGGCCUUAUCUGGACCAUCAUCCUGCGCUUCCAGAUCCAGGAUAUCAGCGUGGAAACUGAAGACAACAAAGAAAAGAAAUCUGCCAAGGAUGCAUUGCUGUUGUGGUGCCAGAUGAAGACAGCUGGGUACCCCAACGUCAACAUUCACAAUUUCACCACUAGCUGGAGGGACGGCAUGGCCUUCAAUGCACUGAUACACAAACACCGGCCUGACCUGAUAGAUUUUGACAAGCUAAAGAAAUCCAAUGCACACUACAAUCUGCAGAAUGCAUUUAACCUUGCAGAGCAGCACCUCGGCCUUACUAAACUGUUGGACCCCGAAGAUAUCAGUGUGGACCACCCCGAUGAGAAGUCCAUUAUCACUUAUGUGGUGACUUAUUACCACUACUUCUCAAAGAUGAAGGCCUUGGCUGUUGAAGGAAAACGAAUUGGAAAGGUGCUCGACAAUGCUAUUGAAACAGAAAAAAUGAUCGAAAAGUAUGAAUCCCUUGCCUCUGACCUUCUGGAGUGGAUUGAACAAACCAUCAUUAUUUUGAACAAUCGCAAAUUUGCCAACUCGCUGGUUGGGGUUCAACAACAGCUUCAGGCCUUCAACACCUACCGCACUGUGGAGAAACCGCCCAAAUUUACUGAGAAGGGGAACUUGGAAGUCCUGCUUUUCACUAUUCAGAGCAAGAUGAGGGCCAAUAACCAGAAGGUCUACAUGCCCCGGGAGGGGAAGCUCAUCUCUGACAUUAACAAGGCCUGGGAAAGACUGGAAAAAGCGGAACAUGAGCGAGAACUGGCCCUGCGGAACGAGCUUAUAAGACAGGAGAAACUGGAACAGCUCGCCCGCAGAUUUGACCGCAAGGCAGCUAUGAGGGAGACCUGGCUGAGCGAGAACCAGCGUCUGGUGUCCCAGGACAACUUUGGAUUUGACCUUCCCGCAGUCGAGGCUGCCACGAAAAAGCAUGAGGCCAUUGAGACGGACAUUGCCGCGUACGAGGAGCGCGUGCAGGCCGUGGUGGCCGUGGCCAGGGAGCUGGAAGCGGAGAACUACCACGACAUCAAGCGCAUUGCGGCGAGGAAGGACAACGUCAUCCGGCUCUGGGAGUACCUGCUGGAGCUGCUCAGGGCCCGGCGGCAGCGCCUCGAGAUGAACCUGGGGCUGCAGAAGAUAUUCCAGGAAAUGCUCUACAUUAUGGACUGGAUGGAUGAAAUGAAGGUGCUAUUAUUGUCUCAAGACUAUGGCAAACACUUGCUCGGCGUGGAAGACCUGUUACAGAAGCACGCCCUGGUUGAAGCGGACAUUGGCAUCCAGGCCGAGCGGGUGAGAGGUGUCAAUGCCUCCGCCCAGAAGUUUGCAACAGACGGGGAAGGUUACAAGCCCUGCGACCCCCAGGUGAUCCGAGACCGCGUGGCCCACAUGGAGUUCUGUUACCAAGAGCUUUGCCAGCUGGCGGCCGAGCGCCGGGCCCGCCUGGAAGAGUCCCGUCGCCUCUGGAAGUUCUUCUGGGAGAUGGCCGAGGAGGAAGGCUGGAUCCGGGAGAAGGAGAAGAUCCUGUCCUCCGACGACUAUGGCAAAGACCUCACCAGCGUCAUGCGGCUGCUCAGCAAGCACCGGGCGUUCGAGGACGAGAUGAGCGGCCGCAGCGGCCACUUCGAGCAGGCCAUCAAGGAGGGCGAAGACAUGAUCGCCGAGGAGCAUUUCGGGUCGGAGAAGAUCCGGGAGCGGAUCGCCUACAUUCGCGAGCAGUGGGCCCACCUGGAGCAGCUCUCGGCCAUCCGCAAGAAGCGCCUGGAGGAGGCCUCGCUGCUGCAUCAGUUCCAGGCGGACGCCGACGACAUCGACGCCUGGAUGCUGGACAUCCUCAAGAUCGUCUCCAGCAACGACGUGGGCCACGACGAGUACUCCACCCAGUCCCUGGUCAGGAAGCACAAGGACGUGGCAGAGGAGAUCGCCAACUACCGGCCCACCAUCGACUCGCUGCACGAGCAGGCCGGCGCCCUCCCCCAGGAGCACGCUGAGUCUCCCGACGUGCAGGGCCGACUGGCGGGCAUCGAGGAGCGCUACAAGGAGGUGGCCGAGCUGACGCGGCUGCGGAAGCAGGCGCUGCAGGACACCCUGGCCCUGUACAAGAUGUUCAGCGAGGCCGGCGCCUGCGAGCUCUGGAUCGACGAGAAGGAGCAGUGGCUCGACAACAUGCAGAUCCCAGAGAAGCUGGAGGACCUGGAGGUCAUCCAGCACAGAUUCGAGAGCCUAGAGCCAGAGAUGAACAACCAGGCUUCCCGGGUGGCGGUGGUGAACCAGAUCGCUCGGCAGCUGAUGCACAGCGGCCACCCGAGUGAGAAGGAGAUCAAGGCCCAGCAGGACAAGCUCAACACGAGGUGGAGUCAGUUCAGGGAGCUGGUGGACCGGAAGAAGGACGCUCUCCUCUCCGCCCUGAGCAUCCAGAACUACCACCUCGAGUGCAACGAAACCAAGUCCUGGAUUCGGGAAAAGACCAAGGUCAUUGAAUCCACCCAGGACCUGGGCAACGACCUGGCGGGAGUCAUGGCCCUGCAGCGCAAGCUGACCGGCAUGGAGCGGGACCUGGUGGCCAUCGAGGCAAAGCUGAGCGACCUGCAGAAGGAGGCCGAGAAGCUGGAGUCCGAGCACCCCGACCAGGCCCAGGCCAUCCUGUCUCGGCUGGCCGAGAUCAGCGACGUGUGGGAGGAGAUGAAGACCACGCUGAAGAACCGCGAGGCCUCCUUGGGAGAGGCCAGCAAGCUGCAGCAGUUCCUGCGGGACCUGGAUGACUUCCAGUCCUGGCUCUCCAGGACCCAGACGGCCAUCGCCUCCGAGGACAUGCCCAACACCCUGACCGAGGCUGAGAAGCUCCUCACGCAGCACGAGAACAUCAAAAACGAGAUCGACAACUAUGAGGAGGACUACCAGAAGAUGAGGGACAUGGGCGAGAUGGUCACCCAGGGCCAGACCGACGCCCAGUACAUGUUCUUGCGGCAGCGGCUGCAGGCCCUGGACACUGGGUGGAAUGAGCUCCACAAGAUGUGGGAGAACAGGCAGAACCUCCUCUCCCAGUCCCACGCCUACCAGCAGUUCCUGCGGGACACGAAGCAGGCCGAAGCCUUCCUUAACAACCAGGAGUAUGUUUUGGCCCAUACUGAAAUGCCCACCACCUUGGAAGGAGCUGAAGCAGCUAUUAAAAAACAAGAGGACUUCAUGACCACCAUGGACGCCAACGAGGAGAAGAUCAAUGCGGUCGUGGAGACGGGCCGGAGGCUGGUGAGCGAUGGGAACAUCAGUGCGGACCGCAUCCAGGAGAAGGUGGACUCUAUCGAUGACAGACAUAGGAAGAAUCGUGAGGCAGCCAGUGAGCUUCUGAUGAGACUGAAGGACAACAGGGAUCUUCAGAAAUUCCUGCAAGAUUGUCAGGAGCUGUCUCUCUGGAUCAAUGAAAAGAUGCUUACAGCCCAGGACAUGUCUUAUGAUGAAGCCAGAAAUCUGCACAGUAAAUGGUUAAAACAUCAAGCCUUUAUGGCAGAACUUGCAUCCAACAAAGAAUGGCUUGACAAAAUUGAGAAGGAAGGAAUGCAGCUCAUUUCAGAAAAGCCAGAGACGGAAGCCGUGGUGAAGGAGAAACUCACAGGUUUACAUAAAAUGUGGGAAGUCCUUGAGUCUACCACACAGACCAAGGCCCAGCGGCUCUUCGAUGCAAACAGAGCUGAACUCUUCACCCAGAGCUGUGCAGAUCUGGACAAAUGGCUGCACGGCCUGGAGAGUCAGAUUCAAUCUGAUGACUAUGGCAAAGACCUCACCAGUGUCAACAUCCUGCUGAAAAAGCAACAGGCAAGUGGCUGUUUCCCUGCCGUGGUCCUGAUAGUCUUAACUCGCCCACCGUAUUCUCAGACAUCCCCUUGGUGUGUGAAGGGAUUUUAACCCAGCACAGCGGGC